AUGGCUGAAACUGCUGCAAAGAAGCUCAAGACAUCAUCGCCCUUGAUUGGCACCCACAAUGGUCAUUUCCAUGCCGAUGAGGCUCUCGCAGUCUACCUUCUCCGUCUUUUGCCCGCCUAUUCUUCUUCUCCUCUAGUUCGGACUCGUGAUCCCACUCAGCUUGAGACAUGCCACACUGUGGUUGACGUUGGUGGUGUGUACGACGCUGCUAUCAACCGCUACGAUCACCACCAGCGGACUUUUUCCACCACCUUCCCUCAGCACAACACCAAGCUCUCAUCUGCAGGCCUAGUGUACAUGCACUUUGGCCGUUCCAUCAUUGCACAGAACCUGUCCGUGCCCGAGGACCAUGCCAACGUUGAUCUGCUGUACGAGAAGCUCUACACCGACUUCAUCGAGGCCAUUGAUGCCAACGACAAUGGUAUCUCCGCCUACGACUCUGCCGCUUUGGCCGCUGCCAGCGUAGAGAAGCGCUUCAAGGAUGGCGGUGUUACUCUUGCCUCCAUUGUGAACGACAUGAACAACCCAGACCCCACCAGCCCUCCUGGUGAGCCCCAGGAUGAGGAUAGCCUGUUCGGCCGGGCUAGCACUCUGAUUGGAAACGUGUUUGCUCGCAAACUACACAGCGCCAGUACCAGGUGGCUGCCUGCCCGUGCCACCGUUGGUGCUGCAUACAAGUCGCGUACCGAGGCUCACCCCUCUGGUCGUAUCCUUGUGCUGCCCGAGGGUGGCGUGCCCUGGAAGGAACAUCUGUACAACUUUGAGAAAGAUGCCUCAACAGCCAAGGGAGACCCCGCUGCGCAGGUUUAUUAUGUUCUGUACCCCGAGAGCGGCGCAGAGGACUCCAAGUGGCGCGUGCAGUGCGUUUCUGAGACCGAGUCUAGCUUUGUAUCCCGGAAACCCCUGCCCGAGGCCUGGCGCGGAGUCCGUGAUCAGGACUUGGAUGCUAUGAUUGCCUCUGAAGCCGAGAAGAACGGCCAGGCCAAGAUUCCCGAGGGAGCUGUUUUCGUGCACGCCAGUGGAUUCAUUGGUGGCCACCGGACCCGUGAGGGAGCCAUGGCCAUGGCUGUUCGGGGCUUGGAGUAA
This is a messenger RNA of Penicillium taxi, 1086 nucleotides long. Its product is annotated as MYG1 family protein. Lineage: Eukaryota; Fungi; Ascomycota; Eurotiomycetes; Eurotiales; Aspergillaceae. The record is from RefSeq and is a predicted model, not a curated record. The transcript has 2 exons. Gene Ontology annotation, cellular component: cytoplasm; nucleus. The coding region runs from base 1 to 1086 and encodes 361 amino acids.